CAGUCCAUGGCCUUCGGCAUCCAGCACCCCAACUCCGUCAACAUCACCCUGCACCUGGGCAAAGCCUACGAGAUCACCUACGUGCGGCUCAAGUUCCACACCAGCCGCCCCGAGAGCUUCGCCAUCUACAAGCGCAGCCGCGCCGGGGGGCCCUGGGUGCCCUUCCAGUUCUACAGCGCCUCCUGCCUCAAAACCUACGGCAAGCAGCCGCGGCAGUACCUGCGGCCCGGCGAGGACGAGCAGGUGGCCUUCUGCAGCGACGAGUUCAGCGACAUCUCCCCGCUGAGCGGCGGCAACGUGGCCUUCUCCACCCUGGAGGGACGGCCCAGCGCCUACAAUUUUGAUGGGAGCCCCGCGCUGCAGGAGUGGGUGACAGUCACUGACCUGCUCAUCUCCUUGAACCGGCUCAACACAUUUGGGGAUGACAUCUUCAAGGACCCCAAGGUGUUGCAGUCCUACUACUACGCCAUAUCUGACUUCUCUGUUGGUGGCAGGUGCAAAUGCAAUGGCCAUGCCAGCGAGUGCUUGCCGGACGAGGCCGGGCAGCUGGUGUGUGUGUGCCAGCACCACACGGCUGGCACCGACUGUGAGCGCUGCCAGCCCUUCUACCAGGACCGGCCCUGGGCGCGCGGCACGGCCGAGGCUGCCAACGAGUGCCUCCCUUGCAACUGCAGCGGCCGCUCCGAGGAGUGUUUCUACGACCGGGAGCUGUUCCGGCGCAGCGGGCACGGGGGACACUGCCUCAACUGCCGCGACAACACGGCCGGGCCCCGCUGCGAGAGCUGCAGGCAGAACUACUACCGCUGGGAGCCGCAGGGAGCCUGCCAGCCCUGCCACUGCCACCCCGCAGGGUCCCUGCAGCCCCAGUGCGACAGCUCGGGGAGCUGCGUCUGCAAAGCCAACGUGACGGGCUGGAAGUGCGAGCGCUGCAAGGACGGCUACCACAGCCUCAGCGAGGGCGGCUGCAGACCCUGCAGCUGUGACCCCGCGGGCAGCGUGGGCACCUGCGACCCCAACACGGGGCACUGCACCUGCAAGGAGAGGGUGGAGGGACACUUGUGCAACAGGUGCCAGCCGGGCUGGUUUAACCUGCAGCCCCACAACCCCAUCGGCUGCACCAGCUGCUUCUGUUACGGCCACUCCAGCGCCUGCAGGGCGGCAGAUGGCUACGAGGAGACCCAGAUCCGCUCCGACUUCAGCCAAGGGCUGGAGGGCUGGGCUGCCACAGCUCCAGGCACCACAGAGCUGCCCCUGCGCUGGGCUGGCCGGGAGAUCAUCGCUGAGUGGGAUGGAGAGGAGCCAGUGGAUUUCCUCGCACCAGAGAAGUUUCUGCAGAACCAGCGCCUCAGUUAUGGGCAGCUCCUGUCCCUGCUGCUAGGAGUGGAGGACGGGACAAGAACAGAACCCGGAGUGCCUCUGCUCCAGGUCCAGCUGCUGCUGGAGGGCGAGGGGAUGAAGAUCACCAUGUCCAGCAGCAAGAGCCAGCUCCAGCAUGGAAAGCAGGCUGUCACCUUCAGGCUCCACGAGGCAGAGGAGGGUGCAGAGCCUUUGCUGUCAGCCUUCAGCUUCCAGCGCCUGCUCUCCAACCUGAGCUCCCUCCAUCUCCGCGUGAGCCACGGCCCCGGGAGAGGCAGGCUGUCCCUGAGCCAGGUCCAGCUCACAUCUGCUCGCCCCGGGCCGGGCCCUCGGGCGGGCUGGGUGGAGGAGUGCACGUGUCCCACGGGGUACAGCGGGCAGUUCUGCCAGUCCUGUGCGCCUGGAUUCAAGAGGGAGAUCCCAUUUGGCGGCCCCUUCGUCAGCUGCGUGCCCUGCACCUGCAACCAGCACGGGGACUGCCACCCCCUCACAGGGCGCUGCCAGUGCUCACACAACACAGAGGGUCCCUCCUGCGAGCGCUGCAGCCCCGGCUUCUACGGCAACCCCUUCGUGGGGCGCUCCGAUGACUGCAAGCCCUGCCCCUGCCCCGGCCGCUCGCCCUGCACCGAGGUGCCCAGCACUGGGGAGGUGGUCUGCACCCACUGCCCCCCGGGGCAGAGAGGAAAGCGCUGUGAGCUCUGUGAUGAUGGGUUUUUCGGGGACCCCCUGGGGCAGAGAGGCCCCGUGCACCCCUGUGAGCCCUGCCAGUGCCACGGGAACGUGGAUCCCAAUGCCGUGGGGAACUGCGACCCCGUGUCCGGCCGAUGCCUGCGCUGCCUCCACCACACAAUGGGCGAGCACUGCGAGAGGUGCCGGCCGGGCUUCUACGGGGAUGCGCUGGCUCCCAGCCCUGCUGGGAAGUGUGCUCCUUGUGAUUGCAGCCCCAGUGGCUCAGACCCGAGGCUGGAGGGCUGUGAUCCUGGCACAGGCCAGUGCCACUGCCUCCCACACGUGACAGGCAGAGCCUGUGGGCAGUGCCAGCCUGGCUACUACGGCCUGGAGCCCACCGUGGGGUGCAGGAGCUGUGAGUGCCACCCAACAGGGUCACGGGAGAGCGGGUGCCACGCGCUGACGGGGCAGUGCUCCUGCCAACCUGGUGUCACAGGGAGGAGAUGUGAUCGGUGCCAGCACGGCUUCUUCGGCUUCUCUGCCAGGGGCUGCCGAGCCUGCAACUGCUCCCCGCUGGGCUCCAUCACCCCGCAGUGCCACGAGAACAGCACCUGCCUGUGCCACCCUGGCUUCGUGGGCUACAAGUGUGACCGCUGCCAGGCCAACUUCUACCUGGAGCCGCUGAGCUCCCGCUGCCAGCAGUGCCCUGCCUGCUACGGGCUGGUGAAGGACGAGGCUGACCGCCUGAAGGCCAGGCUGCAGGAGAUGGAGCAGUGGCUGCAGAAGCCAGGCUGUGACACCCACCCGGGCCAGGCUGCCGUGCUGGGAGAUGCACCCCGUGGAGAUGGGCUGCCCAGCCCACACCUCCUGAGAGGUGCCUGGGCCACCCUCCUGGUGCAGGUGGGACAGCUGGCAGGGGCACUGAACACUGCCCAAGGCCGUCUCAGCAAUGCCAGCCAGGCCAGCAGCUGCUCCCAUCACGGACCCCCCAAGACCUGCAUGCUGCUCUCAGAGAUUGGGGCCGUGCUGCAGUCGGCUGAGCAGGAGAUCCUGCACGCUGCUGACACCCUGGCGACCACGGAAAUUCCCCAGGAAAUCCCACAGCAGCCCACAAACUGGAGCCGCUGGGCACUGGAGGCUCAGGCUCUGUCCAAGAGCCACAAGGACUCCAGGGCACAGGUGGAGGCCGUGGUCAGGAGAGCACUGCGUGCCUCCAAUGCCAGCUCCGAGCUCCUGAGGAACCUGCUGGAGAGGAACAGCACACAGGACGAGCUGGAGGCUGGGUAUGAGGAAAUCCAGCGGGCACGGGAGGAGCUGGGUGCUGGCAUGGCAGAGGUGGCAGCAGAGGCCAGGAGAGCUCUGGCAGCUGUGGAACGGGCACAGGCUGACCUGGCUGAGAGACUUUUGCAGGUGGCUGCUCUGAGGCAGGCGCUGCCAAUGCAGGCUGCAGACCUGGCACAGGAGCUGGCAGUGCUGGAGCAGGCAGCAGCAGCCCAGGAGCCCUUGGCUCAGCAGGCUGUGGAGGCAUCCCACACUCUGGCAGCAGGAUUGCAUCUGGAACUGCAGAGGACUCGUGGCUUCAAGCAGCUCCAGGACCAGGCUGGCUCUGCCCAUGGCAUGGCCACCAGGGCUGUCUCUCGAGGAAAAGCUGUUCUCUCCGAUGCUGAGUCCCUCCUGGCCAGCUUGGAAGGCAUGAAGAAGGUGCUGGGGCAUCGGAAGAGCCAGGCUGCCCUGAGGAGGAGGAUGGCCACUGUGCGGGACAGAGUGGUGGUGGAUGCUCAGAGGAAGAUUAAACAGGCAGAGAAGACUCUGGGAAACUCCCUGUCCAUCUCCACCACAGCCCAGAGGACAGCUGGGGAGGCUGAGAAACUCUCUGAGGAGAGUGCCAAGAGGGCACGGGCUGUGCUGCAGGAGAGCAAACAGGCCCUCAAACACGCCAGCCAGCUCGCCAUGCGUGCCAAUGAGACCCAGCGGGAGCUCUCCCGGCAGGAGCACAUGGCUGAGAAGCUCAGAGGCGACCUGGAGGAAGCACAGCAGGUCGGGUCAGAGGUGAGUGAGAUGGCAAAAGGUCUCCAGGAAGCCCGGGGCUCACUCAUGUCGGACAUCGAGACCCUGAACAAUCUGCUGAACAGCCUAGGUGAGCUGGAGCAGGACGCGGAGGUGGAGGCGGUGCUGAGCGCUGGGAGGCUGCAGCUGGAGCAGCUGUGGCAGCGCCUGGCCACACCAGGGCCCCUGGCCAGGCAGCUCAGGCGGCUGCAGCAGGAGGCAGCACGGCAGCAGGAGCAGAUCCAGGCGUUUGAGAGCGACUUGGCUGAGAUCCGGGCCGACAAGCAGAACUUGGAGGACAUUUUGAGGAGUCUCCCUGAGAGCUGCUCCAAGUGACAGGUGGCUGGCUGCUGCCACACGUCCUCUGUGCCCACCCUGCACAGGGAAUGGCAGAGGGAAGGACACUCUGCAUUCACCAGCACCAAUCCCUCCCACUGCACUGCCCUCCCUCAGUAUCACACCCCAGGUCCUUCUCCACACCCGUUCAGGCUCCGCACCUCAAGCACUCCGCAGCACGACUCCAGCCACCACCUCUGUCCUUGGGAUGGGGGGACACCCACCCACCAGGGGCACUGAUGUUUCUGUGCAGGAUAUGGAGCCAUUCCAGGGUUGGUCUCCCACUGCAGAGUGAACAAAGAAUCCUCACAGAUCUCCUCCAUCCCUCCUUUCCCAUCGCUGGGACAGCUUACCAAGUGUACCCAAGCUGUACUGCCUGGCACUCCCUCCUGCCCCAGGAGAAGAGAGAGGCUCUCACACAUGCUGGAAGCUGGUCCUGCUGCACAGCACCCUGCAGUGCUGUGGUCACAGAGGUGCAGAGAGGAAUGCUGGUGAAUCCAGGCAGAGAGCUGCUCGCCUGAGGGCACACAGCUUGCCUGCCUCCCAAGGGAAGGGAGCUCACAGCAGGGAGGGCUCAAUUAAUGAGCAGAAACAAAGCAAAGAUGGAUCCUCACCCAGCUCCUGGAAGGCAGGUGGGACAUCCUCAGCCUGCUUCAGUAUGAGAGGAGCUCAGGUCUUGCUGUUCCCUUGCUCCAGGGUAAGACAAGGCCGCAGCCAGCUCUGCUUGGCUCACUGAAUGUCACCAGGCAUGGCUACAAAACAGCCAAUUGCCACCAAGUCCCAGAGAUGCAGCCAAAGGAGGCGUCAGAGCAGCAGCACCCACAGCCCCACUGGAGAGGAGCUGGCUGAUGGCAGCAGGCUGUGCAGCCAGUGUGGACUGGAUGGGGAACAGCUGGACACUGCUCCUGCCUGUGUCACUCCCACGGGGUGGCAGAGGUCAGGGGCUGUAUUGCCUUUAAAGGAAAGGCAUUUCUGUUCCUCUGUGCUCCUGUGUGGGCUAGGCUGCAGGACAAGCCAGGUCCUGGCUCAGCCCACCUUGUGCUGGCUGGGCUGUGACUCCAGGUAGCUGAAGUCAUUCCCAUGAGAGCAGAAACGAGUCCCCAGGCUGGAGCUUGCUUCAUUUUUUAACCGGUUUUACCUAUGUUAUUUUUCUGCUCACAGUGCUGCAAAUCAGGUUUGCUAAAGUCUUGUGUAAUUUAUGUAAAAUUGCUGCCAUCGAUGUUGAAUUCCCCCAGCAACAUCUCUGGUGGGUCCAGUGGCCUGGAAGGAACACAGGAUUCUCCUGCUGAGAACAAAGCCAUCGCCCUUCUAAUUCUGCACAAAAGCUGCCCGAGGAGUGGGGUGCCAGAGCUGCAGUGCUGUGGGGGUGUGAUGGCAGGGGCUCCCCUGCUGCUGCCCAAGGACAGCUCUGGGAAAGCAAAGCCAUGGAACAGCGAGAGCACAGCGUGAUCCGGCUUGGCCAGAGGCAGGGGGCCGUGGCCACUCACUGCCUCUCUGGGAGGACAAUUACACAUCUCCAGUGAACACACAAAUUUGCUGCUCUCACAGAAAUGUCAAGCCUCUGCUGUGUGCCUGCUGCUGAAGCUGUGCUUCACGCUGCCUCCUGCUCUCCCUGGAACUCUGUGUUUUUGGCUGGUGCCACCUGC
Melospiza georgiana is the source of this 6053-nucleotide messenger RNA. It is a transcript of the gene LAMC3, whose product is annotated as laminin subunit gamma 3. The record is from RefSeq and is a predicted model, not a curated record. The coding region runs from base 7 to 4407 and encodes 1466 amino acids. Lineage: Eukaryota; Metazoa; Chordata; Aves; Passeriformes; Passerellidae. The transcript has 28 exons.